GGUAACUAGCCCCUUUCUGCUUAAAAAAGCAAAGGGGGAUCGAGGGCAGCCUUUGCAGCCUCCCCCUCUCCUGGACCAUGCACCCCUGCAUCUUCUUGCUCAGCCACAGGCGAGGACUUGAUUUCUUGAGCUAAAACUUGUUGACUUUUCUUCUCCCCAACAACUGAAUCAUGCCAUGUGUGCAGACGAACUGGUUUGCAAAGCUCUCCGUGGCGGCUCAGCUCCUGAACUUGGGGGCCCUUUGCUAUGGGAGACAACCUCAGCCGGGCCCGGUGCGCUUCCCGGACAGGAGGCAAGAGCAUUUUAUCAAGGCCCUGCCAGAAUACCACGUGGUGGCUCCCUUCCGAGUCGAUGCGAGUGGGCAUUUUCUGUCUUACGGCUUGCGCCCUCCCAUCACCAGCAGCAGGAGGAAGAGAGAUCUGGAUGGCCCCGAGGACCAGGUGUACUAUAGAAUUUCUCACGAGGAGAAGGACCUGUUUUUUAACUUGACGGUCAAUCAGGGAUUACUUUCCCAAAGCUACAUUGUGGAGAGGAGAUACGGGAACCUCUCCCAUGUGAAGAUGGAGGCUUCCUCGGGCCCCUCCUGCCACCUCAGGGGUGCAGUUCUCCAGCAGGGCACCAGGGUCGGGACGGCAGCCCUCAGUGCCUGCCAUGGACUGACUGGAUUUUUCCAUCUGCCACAUGGAGACUUUUUCAUCGAGCCUGUCAAAAAUCAUCAGCUGGCUGAGGGAGAAUACCACCCACACAUCGUGUACAGGAGGCAGAGGCCGGGUGUCGCAGAGAUGAAGGAGCCAACCUGUGGCUUAGAGGACAGCCUUGGCACCUCCCAGAAGCAAGAGCUACAGAGGGAGAAGUGGGAGAGGAGCAACUUGCCAGGCAGAAGCCUCUCUCGGCGUUCCAUCAGCAAGGAGAGGUGGGUGGAGACGCUGGUGGUGGCCGACACGAAGAUGAUUGAGUACCACGGCAGUGAGAAUGUAGAGUCCUAUAUCCUCACCAUCAUGAACAUGGUCACCGGGUUGUUCCAUAACCCAAGCAUUGGCAAUGCAAUUCACAUCGUUGUGGUUCGGCUCAUUCUACUCGAAGAGGAAGAGCAAGGAUUGAAAAUUGUUCACCAUGCAGAGAAGACACUGUCCAGCUUCUGUAAGUGGCAGAAGAGCAUCAAUCCCAAGAGUGACCUCAAUCCUGCCCAUCAUGAUGUGGCCGUCCUUCUCACCAGAAAAGACAUCUGUGCUGGUGUCAAUCGCCGCUGUGAGACGUUGGGUCUGUCCCACCUGUCGGGAAUGUGCCAGCCUCACCGGAGUUGUAACAUCAAUGAAGACUCUGGACUCCCCUUGGCUUUCACAGUUGCCCAUGAGCUUGGACACAGCUUCGGCAUCCAGCAUGAUGGGAAGGAAAACGACUGUGAGCCCGUGGGCGGGCACCUGUACAUCAUGUCCCGCCAGCUCCAGUACAAUCCCAUCCCGCUGACGUGGUCCACGUGCAGCAAGGAGUAUAUCACCCGCUUCCUGGACCGAGGCUGGGGGUUCUGUCUUGAUGACAUUCCCCAAAAGAAAGGCUUGAAGUCCAAUGUCAUUGCCCCUGGAGUGAUCUAUGAUGUUCACCACCAAUGCCAGCUGCAGUAUGGCCCCAACGCUACCUUCUGCCAGGAAGUAGAAAAUGUUUGCCAGACACUAUGGUGCUCGGUGAAAGGCUUUUGUCGCUCCAAGCUGGAUGCUGCUGCAGAUGGGACACGAUGUGGUGAGAAGAAGUGGUGCAUGGCUGGCAAGUGUAUCACGGUGGGCAAGGAACCAGAGAGCAUUCCCGGAGGCUGGGGCCGCUGGUCACCCUGGUCCCACUGUUCCAGGACCUGUGGGGCCGGAGCCCAGAGUGCAGAGAGGCUCUGCAACAACCCUGAACCAAAGUUUGGAGGGAAGUACUGCACUGGAGAAAGAAAACGCUAUCGCUUGUGCAACGUCCACCCCUGUCGCCAAGAUACACCAACAUUUCGGCAGAUGCAGUGCAGUGAGUUUGACACUGUUCCCUACAAGAAUGAAUUCUACCACUGGUUUCCAGUUUUUAAUCCAGCACAUCCUUGUGAGCUCUACUGCAGACCGACAGAUGGCCAGUUUUCCGAGAAAAUGCAGGAUGCAGUCAUGGACGGUACCCCUUGCUUUGAAGGCAGCAACAGCAGAAAUGUCUGUAUUAAUGGCAUAUGUAAGAUGGUCGGCUGUGACUACGAGAUCGAUUCCAAUGCCACAGAGGAUCGCUGCGGUGUGUGCCUUGGGGAUGGCUCAGCCUGCCAGACCGUGAAGAAGAUGUUUAAACAGAAAGAAGGAUCUGGUUAUGUCGACAUCGGACUGAUUCCAAAAGGAGCCAGGGACAUACGGGUGAUGGAGGUUGAGGGAGCUGGAAACUUUCUGGCCAUCAGGAGUGAAGACCCUGAAAAAUAUUACCUCAAUGGAGGAUUUAUUAUCCAGUGGAAUGGGAACUACAAGCUGGCAGGGACCGUCUUUCAAUAUGACAGGAAAGGAGACCUGGAGAAACUGAUGGCCACAGGUCCUACCAAUGAGUCGGUGUGGAUCCAGCUACUAUUCCAGGUGACUAAUCCUGGCAUCAAGUAUGAGUACACAAUCCGGAAAGAUGGCCUUGACAAUGACGUGGAGAAGCUGGUAUAUUUCUGGCAGUAUGGCCGCUGGACAGAGUGCAGUGUAACGUGUGGGACAGGUAUCCGCCGCCAGACCGCCCAUUGCAUGAAGAAGGGUCACGGGACGGUGAAAUCUACAUUCUGUGACCCAGAAACACAACCCAAUGGGAGACAGAAGAAGUGCCAUGAAAAGGAUUGUCCACCCAGGUGGUGGGCAGGGGAGUGGGAAGCAUGUUCGGCGACAUGCGGGCCCCACGGAGAGAAGAAGCGCACCGUGCUAUGCAUCCAGACCGUGGGCUCUGAUGAGCAGGCUCUCCCAGCUCAAGACUGCCAGCACCUGCUGAAGCCCAAGACCCUCAUCUCCUGCAACAGAGACAUCUUGUGUCCAUCCGACUGGACAGUGGGCAACUGGAGUGAGUGUUCUGUUUCCUGUGGUGGUGGAGUGCGGAUUCGCAGUGUCACGUGUGCCAAGAACCAUGAUGAGCCCUGCGAUGUGACAAGGAAACCCAACAGCAGAGCUCUAUGUGGCCUCCAGCAGUGUCCGUCUAGCCGGAGAAUUCUGAAGCCCAACAAAGGCACAAUUUCCAAUGGGAAAAAACUACCAACACCUGACCUCUUCAAGCCCAUCCCUACAACUACACCUAGUCCCAGGAUGCUGACUACACCCACAGUGCCUGGGCCUAUAAGCACGAGUGCUCUGACAAUCAACAGCCCUAGUCCCACCACAGCCUCCAAAGAAGGAGACCUGGAUGGGAAACAGUGGCAGAACAAUUCAAUUCAAACUGAACUGGACUCCCAUUAUGUCGUUUCCACUGGGAGUACUUCCCAGCCCAUCCUCACUUCCUCGUCUUUGAGUAUCCAGCCAAAUGAAGAGAAUGUUUCCAAUCCAGACACUGGUCCUAACGCAGAGGGAGACCUUGUAGUCACAACAGUGAGUAGUUCUGACUUGCCAACUUCCAGCAACCCUAUGACUUGGCAGGUGACUCCAUUUUACAGUCCUUUGACCAAAGAGCCAGAAAUGGGGAUUCACAGCGGCUCAGGGGAAGACAGUGAACAACCUGAGAAUGAAAAUGAGAACACCUCUGUGACAUGGACCAAGAUCAGAGUACCUGGAAAUGACGCUCCAGGGGAAAGAAGUACAGAAAUGCCACUUGGACCUCCACCAACACCUUAUCUUAGGGAGCCAUCCUUGUGGCCACCCUUCAGCACAAUGUCGGAGGGACUGGUACCCAGCCAGAGGCCCACCACUCUCAAAAAUGGUGCACCCAGAGCUGAGGGGAUGGUCACUGAAAAGCCAGCUAACACUCCACUCCCUCUGGGCAGAGACCACCAGCCAGCAUACUCAGAAAACCAUCACCCUCCAGAACUUCCAAGCAACAUGAAUUUAACACAGGGUUCCGGACCAGUCCUGACCAAGGAAGAUGCAACAAAUCUGAUUGCAGAGGGUUUUUUGCUGAAUGCCUCAGAUUACAAGCAGCUCUCAACAGGCCACAGCCCUGCGUACUGGAUUGUGGGAAACUGGAGCGAGUGCUCCACCACGUGUGGGCUGGGGGCCUACUGGCGGAGUGUGCAGUGCAGCACCCACGUGGAUUCCGACUGCGCCGCCCUGCAGAAGCCUGACCCAGCUAAGAGGUGCCACCUCCGGCCCUGCGCCGGCUGGAAAGUGGGAAACUGGAGCAAGUGCUCCAGAAACUGCAGCGGGGGCUUCCAGAUCCGGGAGAUUCAGUGUGUGGACAGCGGGGACCACCGGAACCUGAGGCCGUUUCACUGCCAGUUCCUGGCUGGCCCUCCUCCUCCACUGAGCAUGAGCUGUAACCUGGAGCCCUGCAAGGAAUGGCAGGUGGAGCCUUGGAGCCAGUGUUCCAGGUCCUGUGGAGGCGGAGUUCAGAAGAGAGGAGUGACUUGUCCAGGAGGCCUCUGCGACUGGACAAAAAAGCCCACGUCCACUGAACCCUGCAAUGGACACCCUUGCUGUCAUUGGGCCCCUGGGAACUGGGACCUGUGCACUGUGUCCUGUGGAGGUGGCUCUCAAUGGAGGACGGUCCAUUGUGUUGCCUCAGAGAACAAUGCAACUGAAGACCAGGACCGAUGCCUGUGUGAUCACGAACCCAGACCCCCAGAAUCCCAAAAAUGCAACCAACAGGCCUGCAGGAAGAAUGCUGAUUUACUUUGCAUCAAGGACAACUUAUCAGCCAGUUUCUGCCAGACACUAAAAGCCAUGAGGAAGUGUUCUGUGCCCACUGUGAGGGCUCAGUGCUGCCUCUCGUGUUCCCAGACCCAAAGGCCAAGAAAGCGACAGCCGCUCAAAAACCCCAAAGCACCCUAAGUCCAGAAGGAAGCCACCCUCCACCAUAGACUGCAGCAGCCUGCUGACCGUGACAUGUUCUAGCCCCAGGGACCACUUCAAUGCGGUUUCUCACUGUGUGUGUUUCAGGUUCAGCUUUGGCUCAUCACAAAACAAAGCCCACUGUGUUCCUUUAGCCACAAAAUACCCCUCGCAGGAGGCAUGGGACUGUAACACUCACUGCUCCCUCAUAGGCAGGUGAGGUAUCCAGGAGAAUUGGGCUUCUCGUGGAAUCAGCUCCUGGGAAAGGCGCCAAGUUGGGCAAGUCUGUGAAAUGAUGUCUUUUGUUCCUCUCUGAAAGGUAAAAAUGAGAGAUCAGAUGCUUCCCAGACUACCUCAAGAGGAUCAGGAAAACAGAGCCACACACAGCCAGGGAACAGAUAAUCUUGUUAAUUUGCCUUGGUGAAAUCAUUCUUUAUCUCCGUAUUUGGAAUAGCUGCUGUUUAAAAUGUCAUGGGAGAACUUUCAGGAACAUUCUUAUAAUUCAUCCAGGCAGAGGACUGCUUUCUUUACCAAAUGUUCAACUGGGACAGGGAGAGAAAGUGCUGGCUACACCGUCAGUCUGUCCCUAAUCCCUGUGGACUCUACGUCUGGGUUGUUUAGACUCCCAUGCCUUCCUGGAGACACUAGAAGAAGAGGAAAUGGGCAGGAACUAACCUAAAUCCCUUAGGCGUUAGUAACCUAAGGGAUUUAGGUUAGUUCUACAGAAGACAUUUCUAACUUAAGGAUCAUUUCUAUGAGAACUCUUAAAAAGCAAAUUAACAGAAAUCAGUUUCUUGCUCGUAUAAGGAAGAGAAUGUGGGCUUUUAUUCUUCCCACUUCCCUGGCAAAUACCAUUCCUUUGUAUAACAGCAAAUGAGUCUUCCUGUGUGACUUUCCCUUCUCUGGCAUAUUCCCUGUCCGAGUCUUCAGUUCAGGGAGAACAUCUCUUCACUGCUGGCAGUUUACACACCACAACUGCUAUGGCCAGGUCCACGGCUGCAACCUGCCCCUACCUACCCUCAGGUUGGAAAAUGGAACUCUAGAUUAAAAUAUUUCCAAGAACCAGGUAAACUGUAUUAAGUAUAGGAAAACUUAGUAUAAAUUUCUAGUCUCGAUAAAAAAAAAAGUUUCAAAAGUGAGGUAAAGCUGACAUCCUCCUCUCUAGCACACCUAAUAGUUACUUUUGAGGACCUGUUUCCCGGGGUGGGGUGGGGAACAGGUGAGUCAGGUAGCCCAAAAAAGUGACAUGAAAGCUAGAAUGCUUAUUCUGGAUGUUCCCAUCACCCAUCAGGAGUCAAAGUAGGCUGCGGUCUCAAAUUCAAGGCAAAUUUCCAGGUUUGUAAGGGGAGGUAUUUACAUGAACGGAACCUGGAAAAUGGCAAGGGGUGGGGGGGUGGUUGGAGCCCCCACAGGAAGAAGCCCCUCAGAACCAGCUCUUGCCAGAGGGGAAGGCAGGAGAGCGACCUUCAUGUAAUGGGCAGCGUGUCUUCAGAAUCACACACAGAUACCGUUAACAUUCACCAUGGACAACAGUGUCCCAUCUUUCCCCUGAAUUACCUAUCCGUUCAGCAGAAUGGUGCUAUUGAAAAAUGGUGCUAAUAUCUAGUUGGUGGCAGAAGUAACAUAAACAUAUAGAUAGAUGUACAAAUGGGCAAGUCCAUAUGCAUCUUCUGUUAAAUGUGUAAUGGUGUUGCUGGCCAACGCCAAUUCUAUUGUUUGGAUACCAGAAUCUUAAAAUUUUUAUAUUAUGCGCUUUUUUUUUUUCAAGCCAUUACUCUGUAUUAUUCUAAUAAAUGCCUGUGGAAAACAAAACACUGGGGUUGGGAUGAAAUUUGAGAUAGAGCAGAAAUAGGAGGAAUAGAAAUGUUUACCAAAAUCAGGGAAUCUAUUUCUAUAUAAUUAUGUUCUUGUAUUGUCUUUAAACAUUGCUGGCCAAUGGCAGCCUCUGGUGAAAUAAGUUUUAGAGAGAAGAUGCUUAAAUUGUCAGUGACAUGAGUAGAAGAGAACCUGAUUUUUUUUUUUUUUCUAAUGAGGCAAUUCGCAAAAACUAUCCCUGAAGAGGAGAGUAGGCUUUUAGGGGGAUGAAUUUAGGUAAGCUGGAUGGAUUUAAUUUAACCUGGUGCUCUGGUAUCCUAUGUCAUGCAUGUCAUCAGAGACCUGGAUAUGACCAGUCUUAAAAAACUCAGGAACAAACCCAGAUUCCUACUGACCUCAGCAAACUAAACUAGACCAGAUUUACCAAUAUGCAAAAUGUUAUUUAUGACCCAUACGGCAAAGAUGGUAGAAAUUUUGGGGGUUCUGGUCAGGUGCUCCAUUCUAGGCCUUUCUCUAGUUUCUCAAAGGCAGAAUAUUGGCCCUUAAUCCUGCAUCAUGGACAUUCACUUCCUGUAUGGAGGCUGUGUUGUAAGACAUUUGUGUAACAUCUGUCAUUCUGGACCCCAGGAUAAAGAUAGCACUUGCUAUUAGAGUCAUCUGACACAGUUUUUGCCUUGACAAUCAUUCAGCUUUGGGUCAUUAGGGUUUUGGCAGGUCCCAGUGCUUGCAAUAAAAGAGGGACUUCAGAUUAACAGGGAGACUCUGAAGGCAAGAACCUAGAUGGUGUCUCACCAUUCUUUUGGUGCUCAUGGGGGCCAACAUGAAGUAGCGUUGUUGGUUUACUUCUUCCAUGGCCUCCUUUCUUCCCACCUUGAACAAGCAAGUAAGAAAUGUAGCAAGAGACACUGGAUACACAUCUACCAUGAACCAGAGAAGCUGCCACAGGGGCUGGUGCUUAAAUACAUGAAGGUUCUCAAACCCAAUUUGGUUUACAUUGCCUCUCCCAGUGGUAGAGUUAGCUCUUCUCUGAAAGGGUGUAGGUUAAUCCUUAAACAACGAAACAUAAUUCAACACACUACAAGGAAACAAUAUUUUAAGAGACUAAAUAGUAAAUUCUUUGGUAAAAUAGGAAAUCAUUUUGUGAUACAAGCAAUUGCCCCUUUGUAGGAAUGACUUGUUUUAAUGUUGGGUUUUCUUAAACAAGAGUGCACCUCCGUCCAAUCUCCUGACCCGUCCCUACUUGGUGGAGUCAUCCCAAUGUGAUACUUUCAGAUACUUAGUGAGUGUUUUUGAUAACCAUCAUCUCCUUUCUGGAACACAAAUUGAGGGAUUUAUAUUGUUUCGGAUCAUAAUUUCCCAAUCAAUUGGCUAAAAUCCUCCAAACUCUGAAAGCUACACAUUGCUAUCCCAGAGAUUACAGGUCUUAGCUCUUCUCCCUUCUGACUUUAGGAUCAAGCCAUGGGACAAUGAAUCAGUGCACAGCGAUUCACUUUCAAGAGAGAAACCACAUGACAUGAAUUGUCUGGUGCUACAACUUAGCCAACAUAUUUGAUGCUACUUUUUUUUUCUUGUAUUGCUAAUUCAAAUAUUAUUAGUAGUAUUAUUUUAAGUUAUGUCAUUUAAAAAAAAAAAAAACAUGGUUGGGGAAGCACAAUUCUACCUAACACUGCCCUUCAAAGUGGUUGUAUGUGGUACAUUGCCUCAUCCACUGCCCUCUCUGCAUCUCUGUGCUGCUUUGCCAGGCCCAGCCUCCUUAAGGGGUACCUUGAUGGGUACCUCAGUGUUUAAAACUAGAGUGUAACCAUAGCCUGCCAUUGUGUGGCAUCAAUAAAUG
This is a messenger RNA of Hippopotamus amphibius kiboko, 8598 nucleotides long. It is a transcript of the gene ADAMTS12, whose product is annotated as ADAM metallopeptidase with thrombospondin type 1 motif 12. The record is from RefSeq and is a predicted model, not a curated record. Gene Ontology annotation, cellular component: extracellular matrix. The transcript has 24 exons. Gene Ontology annotation, molecular function: metalloendopeptidase activity. Gene Ontology annotation, biological process: proteolysis; extracellular matrix organization. NCBI's taxonomy places the organism in Eukaryota, Metazoa, Chordata, Mammalia, Artiodactyla, Hippopotamidae. The coding region runs from base 171 to 4949 and encodes 1592 amino acids.